Molecule: messenger RNA, 945 nt
Organism: Debaryomyces hansenii CBS767
Lineage: Eukaryota; Fungi; Ascomycota; Pichiomycetes; Serinales; Debaryomycetaceae
Exons: 1
Coding region: 1-945 (314 amino acids)
Source: RefSeq, a predicted model, not a curated record
AUGACAAAUAUUGCAACUAAUAACUCUAUUCGACUUAAGAUCAAGAAAAUUAUUUGGGACGAGAGGCGGCGCCGGCCACAGAAAGAAACAAACAAUAAUGGGCCGAUAUGUGAUAAUUCCAAAGGAGGGUAUUUAACUGUUGAUUCGGAUGAUGAAAUCGUGUUGGAGGGGCUUGAGGUGUUCAAUAGAUACCGAAAUAACGAUAUUGUGGGUGAAAGAUACAGGAACAUAGACGGGACCCAUGGUUGCCCAGUAAAUAGGUCCAAGGUGAAAGAGGUAUUUGGAGAAUUGCUUGAUGUAGAUUUCGAUACAAGUUCGGAGCUGGAUGAGGAUAGCGAGUCAGUAAUGAUGGAGCUCACCCCGUUCGAAGAGAUUCCUUCUAGGGCCAAUUCUUUCAGGCAGUCUAUUAAAACUAAGCUUAGAAAACUCCUCAGUAAUUCGCCCACAGAGAUGCUAAACAAGCUAGAAUACGAAGGCGAGAACUAUUCACCAGUUUCGAUGAAAAUUCCGGUUAUCGAGGAUACGGAGCAAUACAAUCGACUAGAUACUCUGCUUUUCGAUCUUCUGGACGCUGAGGAUCCCAGAAUUAAGUUCAAUCAAUAUGUUGAUGUUCUAAUCUACAACGGGAACUACAACACUCCAGGAGGUAAUUCUGGUGAUACUACAGGAAGUGGUAGAUUGUGGAGAAAUUUAUCCUUACGCAAGAAUUCGUUCAGGAAUAGUUAUUCCCCUUCUAAGUCGUCCAGGGUCCGUCCAAUACUCAAGAGCAAAACGAACGAAAAUUACGAGUAUGAAGCCUUUCAAAUAAGAGAGUUUGAUAAGAUCAACUUCGAAAACUUUAUGCAUAAUUUUGAAAAAUAUGAAACUUCUAAGCUAAAUCAAGAACCGUAUUUGAAUGAUGCUAGGAUAAGCCAAUUAAAAAAUUAUUAUCAUUGUAAUAACUAA